AAGAUGGGUAUUAACCAGAGUUCGUUAACCGAGCAGCUUCGGGAAAAGAAGCGUGAAAUAAAUCGUUCAAUUCGUCAGCUUGAUCGUAAUCGUAUGAGGCAGGAACGUGAGGAGUCCAUUCUUUUACAGCGUUUAAAAACUGAGGCCAAAAAAGGUCACAUGAAAGAUUUACGCAUAAUUGCAAAGCAAUUAGUUCGUACUCGCAAGAUGAUAAACCAGUAUACGAAUUUGAAAUCACAUUUGAGUGCCAUAUUAGGACAAGUGGACACAGCUCACAAUACCAAGAUGCUCUCGAGUAGCAUAAAGAGUGUCAACUCGGUAUUUACUAAAUUUGGACAAAAAACUGACAUGGUGGAGUUUGAGAAGACACUGCAAUCUUUGGGUCGUGAAAGUGAAUUGAUGAACUUAAAGUUGGACAUCAUAUCCGAGUCUAUGGACAAUACAUUCCAAGAUGUUGAUGCUGCUGGCGAAGAGGAUUUGAUCAUAGCUCAAGUGUUAGAGGAACUAGGUAUCGACGGUUCUGAAGGGAUACCAUCAGUGAACAACGUGGAUUUAAAACAACUGAAGUUCAGUCAAGUCACAAAGGUACCACAAGUUGUUUGUGAGCCAGAAGGAGAUAAUUCCACGCCAAAUUCAUCACCAGGGAGUGUAGAUAAAACUAGCGAGGAAGGCCAUUUUAAUGGUAUGGAGGACGAAAGGUGACACUG
Molecule: messenger RNA, 707 nt
Organism: Babesia bovis T2Bo
Lineage: Eukaryota; Apicomplexa; Aconoidasida; Piroplasmida; Babesiidae
Product: SNF7 family protein
Exons: 2
Coding region: 4-702 (232 amino acids)
Biological process (GO): late endosome to vacuole transport; endosome transport via multivesicular body sorting pathway; protein transport
Cellular component (GO): ESCRT III complex; multivesicular body
Source: RefSeq, a predicted model, not a curated record